AUGCAGCGCGGCCCCCCGGCGGGACGGGCCCCGCGCCCCGCCGCCCCCCCGGCGGCAGGGGGAGGCAGAGCCGGAGCAAACAGCGCAUGCGCCCGCGGCCCGACACGCUUCCUCUCGCGGCCCGCGCCCCUCCGCGCUGCCUGGCCACGCCCUCCCGGUCACGUGGCGCGGAGCGGCCCCCGUGAUUGGUGCCGCCGGGGACGGUGGCCGGCGGGUGCGGCGGGCGGCGGGACCAGGCCAUGGAGCAGGGGGGGGGCCGCCUCGCCGCCGGCGGAGGAGAAGGUGGGGAGACAGGAGGGGGAGGAGGAGGAGGACGACUUCGGCUACCGGCUUUUUCCAGACCGGAACAAGAAGCCGCAGAGCUUCCUGGUCCGCAGCCUCUUCACCUUCCACAACAGGUGCCAGCUGAUGCUGAGGAUGACCCUGGAGACGAAUCCAUAUGCGCAACUUCUUCUUGAGGCUAUGAAGCAAUCUGGUUGCACUGUCUUCAAUGACCGGCACUUUUCUUGUGAAAACUGUGAUGGCUGUGUCAGUGGAGGUUUUGAUUCUGCCACAUCUCAGAUUGUUCUGUGUCAGAACAACAUUCGCCACCAAUCCCAUAUGAAUCGGGUGGUUACACAUGAAUUGAUUCAUGCUUUUGAUCACUGCCGUGCACAUGUUGACUGGUUUAGAAAUGUCAAACACUUAGCAUGUUCAGAGAUUCGAGCUGCUAAUCUCAGUGGAGACUGCACACUGAUGAAUGAAAUAGCCAGGUUUAAAUUUGGUUUAAAAGGACACCAUCAGACUUGUGUGCGAGACAGAGCAAUUCGUUCCAUUCUGGCUGUUAGAAAAGUUAGCAAAGAAACAGCAGAAAAAGCUGUGGAUGAAGUUUUUGAUGCCUGCUUCAAUGAUCUGGAACCUUUUGGAAGAAUCCCGCACAGUAAAACAGAUGCAAAACGUGCUUAUAGAGACUUUCAGAACAGAGAUCGCUAUAAUGCUAAUUUGUGAAGGAAAAAAACCAUGGAAAAUGAUAUUAAUAUCUGAUUGUUCUGUAACAUCUGGAGUUACAGUCUAUGCUCACAGUGCUGGUGGAAAGGGCAGUUCUAUCAAAUGUGUCAGUUAAUUUUGUAAGCUUUUUCCAGGACCCAACUUCCACGGAAGUAAACAAAGUAAAUGAACAAGACUAAAAACUGUCUUUCCUCAUCUGUUAUUCCAGCAAGAUAAGUUAGUAGACCAAGUGACUUGUCAAAUAAGGAUCUGCACAUUUCAAUGCACAUUUAAUUCUGCUCAGCCUGACUAGGACUUGGUUUCUGAAAGUUUUGUUGUUGCUGAAUAAAUCUUUUCAUAAAAUCUUUA
Molecule: messenger RNA, 1335 nt
Organism: Falco peregrinus (peregrine falcon)
Lineage: Eukaryota; Metazoa; Chordata; Aves; Falconiformes; Falconidae
Gene: ATP23
Product: ATP23 metallopeptidase and ATP synthase assembly factor homolog
Exons: 6
Coding region: 1-987 (328 amino acids)
Biological process (GO): mitochondrial proton-transporting ATP synthase complex assembly; mitochondrial protein processing
Cellular component (GO): extrinsic component of mitochondrial inner membrane
Molecular function (GO): metalloendopeptidase activity
Source: RefSeq, a predicted model, not a curated record